Gasterosteus aculeatus aculeatus (three-spined stickleback) is the source of this 1678-nucleotide messenger RNA. Its product is annotated as methylated-DNA--protein-cysteine methyltransferase. The record is from RefSeq and is a predicted model, not a curated record. NCBI's taxonomy places the organism in Eukaryota, Metazoa, Chordata, Actinopteri, Perciformes, Gasterosteidae. Gene Ontology annotation, molecular function: methylated-DNA-[protein]-cysteine S-methyltransferase activity. Gene Ontology annotation, cellular component: nucleoplasm. Gene Ontology annotation, biological process: DNA repair.
GUUAAUUUACAGUGUCAACAUUAGUUUUACAAAAGCUGACAUGUUCCUCAGUUCAAAUGUAAACCGUACACCCUCUUGCUAUUUGACUAAUUCCGCGCCUUAAGUUACGAGCCCCCCGUCCCGUUUCACACAUUUUUAACGUGCGCAACUUUUAAAACACUUUCGCUCAGAGAAUUGCGUCAGGCUUUUGCCGACGUUUCGGAAAUUAGCUUCGCUUUAGAUUUAAAUUGCGCACAAUAAGCGCACGUGUUGCGUUUGAGCCCCCACGCAGCGCUUUUCUACUCAAUUAAGUCCCGACCGGGGAGCCGGUGUGAUGACAAACGAAUGAAAUGAUGGACGAGCGCGAGGAGGCCUUUUUUUCUUCUUCUUUCCAACAACACAAGCUGCUUAUUGCCUGUUGUUCCUCGCCGCGAAGAGCCGGGUAAACACCCCUAACAUUCCACAGGGCAGCGGGAUGAAGAAGCAGAAGGAGAGCGGCUGCACUCAGAAGACCAUCUCAUUGCGGAGCCCCCUGGGGACCAUCCAAGUCAGUGGAUGUGAGAAUGGUGUGCACACCAUCCAGAUCCUAAUGGAUGUCGCACCUGCUGAAAGGAGCAGCGAGGCCCCCCUGAGCUGUGUGGUCAACGACAGCCCGGCAGAAGUGAGCCCCGAGUUGCAGCGCUGCGUUGAAUGGCUGCAGGCGUACUUCAUUGAGCCGCGGACCACUGGGAGCCUCCCGCUCCCCGGCUUUCACCACCCGGCCCUGCAAGGAGACGCGUUCGCCAGCCGCGUGUUGCAGGUACUUCUGAGGGAUGUGAAGUUUGGAGAGACGGUGUCGUACAAGCGCCUCGCUGAGAUGGCGGGAAACCCCAGAGCGGCGCGGGCAGUGGGAGGGGCCAUGAGGAGGAACCCGGUUCCUCUCCUCAUCCCCUGCCACCGAGUCAUCUCUAGCAGUGGACAGAGUGGGCCGUACAUGAGCGGCAGGGGCAACCAUCUCAAACAAUGGCUGCUCACCCAUGAGAGGCAGAGAGGCGAAGGCUAAAGCAUGACAGAGGCCAACUGUCCUUCACCCCCCCCCCCCCCACACACACACACACACACACACACAAGGCCCGGAAUUUUGUUUUUAACAACGCAAAACGGGGCCAUGAAGUUUGCCGCGCUCGGCGCACCCGGUGGAACAACUGGAGCUUCUUGUAGAUAUUCAGUUUAUUCUUCUUUUGUUUAAAUCUAAGAAUAGAGAUGUUGCAUAGUUAAUGUGAUACGAAGUUGUUGCAGAAUUAGAAUGUACAAAAAUAACUUAAACAGAGAACAGUAGGAAUUACAAACAUAUGCUCCCGUGGGUCUCCGUUGCGUUUGCCAGAUAGUGCUGGAAUGGUUUUUCUAAAGAAUUAUUAUUCCCUUAAAAAUAUGUCUCUUGCAUUGUUGUUGUUGUUGUUGUUGUUUUUUUUCCUAAGCAGAAUUAGUCUUUGUACCUCUCGUUGGUUUUUUAAUUUCCUGCCAAGUGAAUGCUUUGUUCAACAUCCAGUUAAAGGCUCUGAAUUUUACUGCUACAAAGCUUUGUAGUGAAGCUUUUGUUUUGUCUUCAUUUAGAUCACAUUGUCUGCUGUAGCCUAAUAAUCCACCUCGAGUUGUCUUAUGCAUUAUAUACCGUACCUUUGUCGGACAGGUUUUAAUAAAUACAUCUCAAAAUGACAAA